AUGACAAGAUCUACAACAAUCAUCCGACAGCAGCUUCCGGUACAUCGUUGGAGAAGAAAAAGAAGAUCUGGACACGCCCCUGGCUGGGUUUGGAGAGGCAGAGGAGAGGAGGAGCAGGGGAUGCUGGUCGUAGAUGAACAAUUCGACGAGUGCGACGACGGCGAAGAAUUUGUGUCGGAGAUGUUGGAGAACUCGGCCGCGUUCCAUUCUUGGCAUCUAGAUUUCAAUUUUGCCGAGUGGAAUUGA
Linum trigynum is the source of this 246-nucleotide messenger RNA. The record is from the annotation of a GenBank genome assembly. Lineage: Eukaryota; Viridiplantae; Streptophyta; Magnoliopsida; Malpighiales; Linaceae.